Messenger RNA from Pyrus x bretschneideri (Chinese white pear), 1077 nucleotides. RefSeq names its product glycine-rich protein A3-like. The transcript is spliced from 4 exons. The record is from RefSeq and is a predicted model, not a curated record. Bases 253 to 843 code for a protein of 196 amino acids. NCBI's taxonomy places the organism in Eukaryota, Viridiplantae, Streptophyta, Magnoliopsida, Rosales, Rosaceae.
GUAUUUUACAGCUCCUUAUCAACAAAUCUGUUCUUUUAACAGUUUUACACAUGCGUUUGACCCAACAAAAUAUAGAUAAUAAAGAAAAUAAAAAACGCACACGCAUUUGUUUGUGCGUGUGUAUGGUCGAAGCUUCCAACGAUCCAACUGCACAUGCAACGGGAGAACAAGAAACAACGUUUCCAAAAAUUUGUCACACCAAUCUCAAGUAUUCUGCAACAUCAAUUGGCAUUAGCUUAAAGUUGAAGUAAUAUGGGAGGGGGAACAGGAAACAACGACGAGUCUACUGACAGAGGGCUAUUUUCAAAUCUUGCUGGAUUUGCUUCUGGACACCUUGCACGACCUGGAUCACACCAUGGAUAUCCUCCUCAAGGUGGAUAUCCUCCCCAAGGUGGGUACCCUCCUCAAGGAGGUUACCCUCCCCAAGGUGGGUACCCUCCUCAAGGUGGUUACCCUCCCCAAGGUGGAUACCCUCCUUCUGGUGGGUACCCUCCACCUGGGUAUCCCCCCGGACCUCCCCCCGCAGGAUAUCCGCCAACAGCCCAUCCGGCCCCUGGUGGAUAUCCACCAGCCGGUUAUCCAGGUCCAUCAGCUCCACAUCAUUCAGGGCGUGGAUCAUCAGGUAUGGGGAUGGGGGCCAUGUUAGCUGGGGGUGCUGCUGCCGCAGCUGCUGGCUACGGAGUUCACCAUCUUGUGCAUGGGAGUCACCAUGGUGGCGGAUAUGGUCGUGGCGGCGGAUAUGGUCAUGGUGGCUAUGGGGGCUUCGGUCAUGGAAAGUUCAAACAUGGGAAACAUGGAAAGUUUAAGCAUGGGAAACAUGGCAAGUUCAAGAAAUGGAAGUAAUAGUUCAUCUAAGGAAAUCGAAUGGAGGGUUCAAGAUCCAAAUCCCUUCCUCUAUUGAUAAUACUACAGUACAAUAUUGGUGUUAUUCAUAUGCAGAUGUUUGAAAGAUGUUAUUGUGUUAUUUUUUUCUGAAAGGAUGUUAUUGUGCAUGCCCAUACGCAGUUUUACAAGCUUAUUUGUUUAAUCUUACAAGCUUAGUUCUUUGUGUUUUUGUGAUUUAAAUAUCUUUUUCUA